Molecule: messenger RNA, 2937 nt
Organism: Suncus etruscus (white-toothed pygmy shrew)
Lineage: Eukaryota; Metazoa; Chordata; Mammalia; Eulipotyphla; Soricidae
Gene: PREPL
Product: prolyl endopeptidase like
Exons: 17
Coding region: 1-2886 (961 amino acids)
Biological process (GO): proteolysis
Cellular component (GO): Golgi apparatus; cytoskeleton
Molecular function (GO): serine-type endopeptidase activity
Source: RefSeq, a predicted model, not a curated record
AUGCCGGCGCCCGCGCCCCCGCCCCGCCCCGCCCCGCCCCGCCGGCCCACUUCCGGGUCGCGUCUCCAUGGCGACCGGACCGCGCUCCUGCGCCGUGACGCCGCGGCGGCCAUGUUUGUGAAGGGCACCCGGCGGCCGCGGGGUGCUGACGGCGACGACGUCGGGGUCCAGACGCGCGUGCAGACCGGGCCGCGGCGAGUCGGGGUCCGGAGGGGAGCCCCGACACUGACCACAACAAACAUGGCGGCGGCGGCUUCGCGGAGCGUCGUCGCGCGACGUCCCCGUCGUGCUGCCCAGAGGCGCGAGGCCGGCUGUGCGCAUGUGCGCAUCCUCCGAGGCUGGGCCGGGUCGGAGCCUCCCGGGACGCCGGCCAGCGAGUGUCCAGGGCCGCCGUGGGAGGAGGACGGGCCCUGCUGCCCUGGGCCUGGGACCCUCCAGCCUCCGGAGGCCGCCGUGCCAGUGGCCCAGCCCAGUCUGCCCGCGCGCCCGCUCGGCUCUCCGCGUCUGUGUCCGUGCGGGUCGCCUGAGGCCAUCAGCGGCCUGCUGGACCCCCGGGCCGACUGGCUCCGAGCGUCGAGGGCCCGCCUGGGAGCAGUGGCCGCUGAGAGAAGCCCGGGCUUCUCCGCCCCCAUCCUCAGCUGCAGGCUCCCAGCCCUGUCCUGCCCAGGGUCAGCCCGUCCGGUGCUCCGGGCCCACGGCCAAGCAGAGAGCCCCAUGCGCGCGGCCUCGCGCCUGCUGAGGACCCUCGGGUGUCGGCGCCCGGCGCCCUCGUCGGCGAGCUGCCCACCGCAGCGGCAGGCCAGUGCGGUCGCCCCUUCUCCCGGCUCGCCCCCCCGGCACACGCCCCUCCCGGCCCAGAGUGUGCGGAGGGAGCCCCGGACAGCGGCAGACUCGGUGAGGUGGACCCCGAGCCGACACUGCUGUCAGGACCUGGAGUCGGCCAAGCGAGAAAGCAAAGCAUCGACAGGGAACGUGGACACCUUUGAAAAGGCGAGAGCAAGGCUGGAGGCGCAGGCCCAGGAGGGGUACGAGGUGGUCCACGCCGAGAUCAAACAUGGCGCUUUCGUUUAUUACCAAGAAGGUGUCAGCCUGGUCCGCUGCAAAGUUGACAAAGAGAGCGAGGAUUAUGAAGUUCUGUGCAAUCUGGAAGAGCUGAAACUGGAUCGGCCCUUCCUCGACUCCAUCCGAGUUGCCCCUGACGGGAACUAUGUGGCCGCCAAGGUGACGACGGAGGAGUCGGAGGCCUGUAUCUGCGUGGUGGUGCGGCUCAGCGACCCCCCUGCAGUGGAAGCAUCUUUCCCUGACGUGUCCAGUUUCGAGUGGCUGAGGGGCGAGGAGGGUGAGGACGUCUUGUUCUACACCUCCCAGAGAAACCUCCGCUGCCUGGAUGUCUACCGAGCCACCUUCGGAGAAAACAAGCGAAACGAGCAUUUUUACACAGAAAAAGACCCAAGCUACUUCAUUUUCCUUUAUCUCACCAAAGACCAGCGUUUCCUCACUGUGAACAUCAAGAACAAGACCACCUCUGAGGUGUGGCUCGUGGAUGGCCGGCGCCCCUGGGACCCCCCAGUGCUGGUACAGAAGCGCACCCCGGGGGUCCUGUACUAUGUGGAGCAUUGGGAUGAUGAGCUGUGCAUCCUCACCAACCUGGGCGAGCCCACCGUGUUCAAGCUCAUGCGGACGGCGGCCAAUGCACCUGCUGUGAUGAACUGGGACCUGCUCCUCACCAUAGAGAGAAGCGCCAGAGUGGUAGACCUGAACAUGUCCCGGGCCCACUGCGUCCUGUUCCUCAAGCACCGCGGCCUGCUGGGCGUCCACAUCAUCAGGCUGGCCGACGGCUCCGUCCGCUCCCUGAAGCUCCCGCCCUGGGCCUGCGAGUUUAUCCUGGAACCAGACUCAGACCCAGACCACUGCCCCUUUCAGCUGUGCUCACCCAUCUGUCCCCCCAAGUUUUACACCUACAAGUUUGCAGAAGGCGAGUUGUUUGAGGAAACAGAGCACGAAGACCCCAUCCCCAAGACCAGUUGUGUGCUGCGGCUCGAAGCCAAAAGCAAGGACGGGACGGCGGUGCCCAUGACGGUCUUCCACAGGGCGGACGCCAAUGACUUAGGGAAGCGGCCUCUGCUGCUCCACGUGUACGGGGCCUACGGCCAGGACCUGCGGAUGGACUUCCGGCCGGAGCGGCGGGUGCUGGUGGACAACGGCUGGAUCUUGGCCUACUGCCAUGUCCGGGGUGGCGGGGAGCUGGGCCUGCAGUGGCACGUGGAGGGGCGGCUCACCAAGAAGCUCAACGGCCUCGCAGACCUGGAGGCCUGCGUGCAGACGCUCCACAGCCAGGGCCUCUCCCAGCCCCGCCGAACCACCUUGAGCGCCUUCAGUGCGGGGGCCGUGCUGGCCGCUGCCCUGUGCAACUCACGUCCGGAGCUGCUCAGAGCCGUGAGCCUGGAGGCACCUUUUGUGGAUGUCCUCAACACCAUGAUGGACCCCACCCUUCCGCUGACGCUGGAGGAGCAGGAGGAGUGGGGAAGCCCUUCCUCCGACGAGAGGCACAAGAGCUACAUCAGGAGCUACUGCCCCUUCCAGAACAUCAGGCCUCAGCACUACCCAGCGAUGCACAUCACUGCCUACGAGAACGACAAGCGAGUCCCCCUGAAGGGCGUCCUAGCCUACACCCAGAAGCUCCGGACAGCUGUGGCCCAGCACGCUGAGGAGGCUGAAGACGGCUACCAGGCCCCCCGCAUUGUCUUAGACGUCCAGCCUGGAGGCAACCACGCCCUUGGAGGUUCACACUUGACGAUCCUGGCCCAGAUCAAGUUCCUGUAUGAAGAACUGAAGCUGGACAGCGUUGCUAUGUCUGAGACUCUUGGGAAAUAUCUCAAGUGCUGAAACGGGACUUUCCACAGACAUUGGACACAGCUGAGAUAGUUAACCCUGUUA